AAGUUCUUAGAAACGUGAAUAUUGCACGUGUCGGCCAUCUUGGAUGACACAUGGAUUCAUUUGCAUGGGUGAGGUUGAGAGAUCGCAGUAAACCAAAAUGGCAGAUGAGUUUCAUGAUGAAGAAUUUCACCAGGCGGGCUCUGGGGCCUCACAGACGUUUCCCAUGCAAUGCUCGGCUCUGCGUAAGAAUGGUCAUGUGAUGUUGAAGGGCAAACCAUGCAAAAUUGUCGAUAUGUCAACUUCCAAGACUGGGAAGCACGGGCAUGCAAAGGUUCAUUUAGUUGGCCUGGACAUUUUUACUGGCAAAAAAUAUGAAGAUAUAUGCCCUUCCACCCAUAACAUGGAGGUUCCUAAUGUGUCACGUAAGGACUACCAGCUGGUGGAUGUAACUGAUGACGGUUUCCUCAGUCUUAUGGAGGACGAUGGUAACACUAGAGAUGAUCUUAAACUGCCAGAAAACGACGCCAACCUGGCCACAGAGAUAUCAGAGAAAUGGAAGAAUGCGGAUGAAGAGACAUUUAUGAUAACUAUUCUUUCAAGCAUGGGCACCGACAUGCCAGUUGCUAUAAAGGUUGACAGUAGCAAGAAGGUGUAAAGAGGUGGAAUAAAAAGCAGGGCUGGGACAGUAAAGGAUGUGAAACUAAGAACAGGCAGUGCAUGAAGGAGGAGAGAAAGAGAUAAAAACAACCAUCGAUGAACAUCAACUGGGUCUUUGGCAGAUUCACCAUGAGGAGUAAUGUCACGUUUAAGUGAUUAAAAGUAAUUUCUCUUAACCCCCCUCCCUCCCUACCCCAUCAAAAGUAAUUUUGUCAUCAUAUAAAUUCCACCCCCCAUAUGGGUGAUCACUUUCUUUCACAGAUUUCUUUUUCCAUCCCAUGAAUCUAAGGUAGACAGUUUAAGGCCAUGCUGUUACAAAAAUUAUGUACAAGGGGGUAAUGUGCUUGUAACAGUAAGUGUGACCCAAUAGGUAAAUUGGGGGUAAUCGUGAAAAUUGUCAUGCUGUUGUGGGUCACGUAGUCGGGGGAAGAGGAGUUGCGGGGGACUUCUCCGUGAAUCUACCAAAGUCCCUCAAGUGAUAUCAAGAUGCAAAUUUUGUAUACAGUCCAUUGAAAUAACAAAUGCAUUAUCGGAAUAAUUAGGAUAUGUCAAGAAAAUUAAUAAAACCAACAAUACCAGCACACGAUGAGCUCAAGGAAAGAGCAAGGACGUUCGUGUUACACGAGACGACUGUAGCGCCAAGCUGAGAAAAAAAAUGGUUGUAUUUGGAAGCUGGGUGAACGGAGCUUGGACGACGAAAAGAUUUCGGAGUGCAACUGAAGAAUUAUAACUUUUUUUUCAUCUAUGCUGUGAGAAUGAACCUAUUUAGGGUGGAGCUUUUAAAGGUGACUGUACUUGUUAAUAUUUCUUAUUGCUGAAAAAUAUCGAUUGAUACGACUUGUUAUCUUCAUUUUAUUAUUAUUUUUGUUUCUCCGUUUUCUUCUUGGUACACGGUGCCCGACAUGAACUCGUAGCCAAAUGCUGUGUUACUUAAUCAUACAGUGAUGCGAUUAUUUAAACAUGGGUAACAUUGUUUGUCCUCUGUAGUUUAAAAUGAACCAGGGCACGAUUUUUUUCUUUUUUAAUUAUUUUUAUUAUUGAUAUCACCAAUUUAGAGGUGGCCUUGUCACCGAUUCGGUAAUUUCUGUUAUGCGUUCCUCCAAAAGUAACCCGACUGAUGUACACUAAAAUUAUGCAUUUUUAUAGUUCUCUUUUGAUUUAAUUUUUCUCUCAUGUCAUUUUUUUCUGGGGAUCUCCUUGUGUCAAAAUUAUACGAAGUUGCGGCAUGAAAAUAAAGUCAAAUUUCAUCUCGA
Lingula anatina is the source of this 1850-nucleotide messenger RNA. RefSeq names its product eukaryotic translation initiation factor 5A-1. Lineage: Eukaryota; Metazoa; Brachiopoda; Lingulata; Lingulida; Lingulidae. Gene Ontology annotation, biological process: positive regulation of translational elongation; positive regulation of translational termination. The record is from RefSeq and is a predicted model, not a curated record. Gene Ontology annotation, molecular function: RNA binding; ribosome binding; translation elongation factor activity.